AUGCAAAAGGACAUCAAGGAUCGAUCGAGCCCCGAAUACCAGCGAAUGACCUGGGACGCGCUCAAGAAGAGCAUCAACGGUAUCAUCAACAAGGUGAACAUCUCGAAUCUCAAGAACAUCCUGCCCGAGCUCUUCGGCGAGAACGUCAUCCGCGGUCGAGGCCUCCUCGCGCGAGCCCUCAUGAAGGCCCAGACCGCCUCGCCCGGCUUCACCCGCGUCUACGCGGCCAUGGUGGCCGUCAUCAACACCAAGAUGCCGGCCAUCGGCGAGCUCAUCCUGGCGCGUCUCAUCAACCAGUUCCUACGCGGCUACCGACGUAACGACAAAUCGACGCUCCUCUCAUCGACCAAGUUCCUCGCCCAUCUCGUCAAUCAGCAGGUGGCGGGCGAGAUCGUCGCGCUCCAGAUCCUGGCCCUCCUGCUGGAGAACCCCACCGACGACUCGGUCGAGGUGGCCGUCGGCUUCAUCAAGGAGUGCGGCCAGGAGCUGGGCGAGCUGUCGGCCGACGCCUUCAACAACGUGUUCGAGCGCUUCCGCGGCAUCCUGCACGAGGGCGAGAUCGACAAGCGCGUCCAGUACAUGAUCGAGAACCUGUUCGCCAUCCGCAAGCGCGGCUUCGCCGAGUUCCCGGCCAAGGUGCCCGAGCUCGACCUGGUCGAGGAGGAGGACCAGAUCACGCACGACCUCAACCUCGACGAGGAGGAGCUCAAGAUCGAGGAGGAGACCGACUACUUCAAGCCCGACCCGGCCUACGAGACCAACGAGCAGAAGUACGACGAGGUCCGCAAGGCCAUCCUCGGCGACGACGAGUCCGACGACGACGAGGGCGGCGGCGGCGAUGACGACGAGGAGGACGAGGAGGAGAAGGCGCGCCAGGCCGAGGCCAGCCUCGAGGCCGGCCCGCUCACGAUCACCGACGAGACCGACACCGACCUGGUGAACCUGCGGCGCACGAUCUACCUGACCAUCAUGUCGUCGCUCGACUUUGAGGAGUGCGCGCACAAGAUGCUUAAGAUCCAGUUCAAGCCCAACCAGGAGAUCGAGGUGUGCCGCAUGAUCCUCGAGUGCUGCUCGCAGGAGCGCACCUACCUCCGCUUCUACGGCCUCCUCGGCCAGCGCUUCUGCAUGAUCGACCGCGCCUACCAGGAGCAGUUCGACCUGUGCUUCGUCAAGCAGUACCAGUCCAUCCACCGCCUCGAGACCAACAAGCUGCGCAACGUGGCCAAGUUCUUCGCCCACCUGCUCCACUCCGAUGGCCUCCCGUGGAGCGUGCUCUCCUACAUCCACCUCAACGAGGAGGAGACCACGUCUUCGUCGCGUAUCUUCAUCAAGAUCCUCUUCCAGGAGAUAUCCGAGUACCUGGGCCUGCCCAAGCUCAACGCGCGCCUCAAGGACCCGACCAUGGAGGCCCACUACAGCGGCCUCUUCCCCAAGGAGCACCCCAAGGACACCCGAUUCGCCAUCAACUUCUUCACCUCGAUCGGUCUCGGCGGCCUCACCGACGAGCUCCGCGAGCACCUCCGCACCGCGCCCAAGCGCAUCAUGGAGAUGCAGGCCUCCGCCGCCGCCUCCGCCGCCGGCGCCGACUCGUCAGACUCAGACUCGGACUCCUCUUCCGACUCUGACUCUGACUCUGACUCGUCGGAUUCGGACUCGUCGUCGUCUGACUCGUCGUCGGACAGCGACAGCAGCUCGGACUCUUCUUCGUCGGACUCUUCUUCGGACUCGUCGUCGGACAGCGACAGCAGCAGCUCGGACUCAGACGCCAAGAGCAGGAGGAAGAGGAGGAGGUAA
This is a messenger RNA of Acanthamoeba castellanii str. Neff, 1794 nucleotides long. RefSeq names its product MIF4G domain containing protein. Gene Ontology annotation, cellular component: catalytic step 2 spliceosome. Lineage: Eukaryota; Discosea; Longamoebia; Acanthamoebidae. The record is from RefSeq and is a predicted model, not a curated record. Gene Ontology annotation, molecular function: RNA binding; protein binding. The transcript has a single exon. The coding region runs from base 1 to 1794 and encodes 597 amino acids. Gene Ontology annotation, biological process: mRNA splicing, via spliceosome.